Molecule: messenger RNA, 4586 nt
Organism: Salarias fasciatus (jewelled blenny)
Lineage: Eukaryota; Metazoa; Chordata; Actinopteri; Blenniiformes; Blenniidae
Gene: mtus2a
Product: microtubule associated tumor suppressor candidate 2a
Exons: 15
Coding region: 235-4557 (1440 amino acids)
Cellular component (GO): nucleus; cytoplasm
Molecular function (GO): microtubule binding
Source: RefSeq, a predicted model, not a curated record
AUCUCCUGGAAAAACCAUCAAAGACGGUUAACGCCGAGUUUGUACAGAAUAAGCGGUGAGCUGAAGUGAAAGACAUCUUAUGAGAUGAUAUUUCAUCUCUUGAUUAUUCAACAAAAGUGCGAUCUUCACAUCGACGCAAAAGUCAAAAGCCAGAGAGUGAAGCAACGUUUGCAUCUGUAAAUGGCUUCAGCACCCUGGAGGAGUCUCUGAUUCUGCCUGAAGCGUCUGUCCACCAUGAGUUUUCCAAGCAGUUUCCAGGGUCUGAGGGUUAAUGUUGACAGAGGAGAGAAGAUUGGGCAGAAAUCCCAGAUCCAGUUCACGCAGUCAGGAGAUGACAAUGCUAAUCAGUUAUCUCCCGUUGGUGAGGGCACAGGGUACAGUUCGAGCUCCAUUCCUCCGCUGGUCUCACAGAGUGAAUCCCCAGAAAAGUUAGUGAUCUGGGGUUCAGAGCAGCAGUGCAUACAGCCUGAGCUUCGGAACUUUGAGCUUGUGGAUUGUCCAGAGAUGCAUGCAUUCUUGGGAGACAGGGAUCAAGAGGAAAAUGAAGACGAGGAUGAUGGGGGAAGCUUGCGAGAUGGAAAAGAUGAGGGUCCCAUGUCGAUAUCCUCCAGUUCGACUGCCAGCUCUGCUUCCACUGGCGCAAGGAGAAACGACAAUGACAGCAACAAAGUGGACAGCAGGACACAUACGGAUAGAGAGGUGCAGAAAAGGAUUGCCUGUCACAGCAGUGAAGAGCUCGACACAUGCGUGACAGGCUCAACAGAGAAAAAAGACAACAGGUCGGGCCGGGAGAGGCGCAAGGCAGGUCUGAAGGAGUCCAAAUCUGAGACAAAUGUAUUUGUCUCCAGCCUGUCAGCUGCUGCACUCAGCGGAAGCCUGUCUAGUGCCCUCGAUAGCAGCGGAGAAGCAUUUUUUGUAUCUCUGUCCACCUCUAAAGGCAACCCUUAUCAGAAUGCCAACAACACUACCUCAGCUCAAAGCAGAGGAAAGGCAACUCCUGCCAAUCCGAACUCCCCACCAAUGCAUCCUCAGGAUAAAUACAGCUAUUCUCAGUACAGCGGCCAGGAUGAAACACGUGAGGAAAGGAGGCAUUAUAAGAAUGGACUGCCGUCUGAUGGGGGGUUGGGCCAAAGGAGGAAGGCUGGAUUUGAGGAGAGGGUGCUGCCGCCUCGACGACAGCAGCUCGUCAGACCCCUCUGCCAGACGGAGAUGGGAAGAGCGAGGAGCCUACCGGAGUCCAACACUCAAAAAAGUGAGACAGGGCAGUGCAUUUCCAACAAACCCACUGUGGAAUCUCACAGUACUGGAGCAAGCAGAAAGUUCCCAAGAUCAUCCUUGCGUGAACCCUCAGAUUUCUCCCACCUGUACAACACGCCGGGAGUCUCUCACCUCAGACAGCCCAGCCCGGCAUCCCAGAGGGAGGCUCCGCCCGUGGAAAAGCAGCCAGCAGCAGUAGCACGACAUAGCUCUAGUCCUUUGAACCCUUCCGCCGUUGAGAAGAGACCCCAGACUCAGCUCACAUACAGGAGAAACUGCUCUAGUCCCAACCGGACUGGAGUUGAAUCCAGGUCAUCUACCCCUCCCCACUCCCCGCUCAGGACGCCCCAGGGCUCACCACGAAGGCAACCCUCUAUGUACCUCGUUUCCAGGAAUGUCCCUGGAGUGGUUAGACACGUCCCAACAGGAUACAGCCCUGCGGUGCCAUCAUCAGCUCAGGGCUAUGGCAACAGUUGUUUGAGAGCGCCAGUCAAAACCAACGUAAGCACAACUGGAAUCCCCAAAGCGCCUCUUAGCAAACAGCAGAGUUCCCCCAAGUCAAACCACAGCUCCCAGAGAGAGAGCUCCCCGUCACCCAAACUCAAGCCCAAAGGAGUCCGCCCCAAAAUCAUUACUUAUGUCCGAAAGAAUCCUCAGUUUAAACCGCAAGCUGCUGAUGGUCCCUAUCAGGUAUCUUCUCUUCCAUCCAGGCUCUCAACAUACACUAACAGCCAAACACCUGCUUCUUUCAAAGACACGCCGAAAGACGCCUCCAAGUCUGAACCAGAAACCAGAGGAGCCCCUGUUCUCAGUGCCUCUAAUUUGCUCUAUGACAAGUACCAGCAAGAGAUGCAGGCAAACGUUUUCCAACCAGGAGCGCUGAGCAGGAAUAUUAGGGCGCCCGGACACUCAAACAGUGCUCCCUCUGCACACACACACAGCCAUACAGCGCCGCCAAAACUGGGCAGCAAAGCAGACAACUUCUACGGGUCGCCUUCUGAUGUGGGGCGAUCCAUUAGUUUUAAGAGCGGCUCUGGUGAGGAUGCGCUGCAGAGCAGGACCGCCGCUCAGGCCGGAGGGAGCGGCAGUCUCCUGCGCUCUGGGAGAGGUUUGCGCCUGGGCCUCGGAGCCGUCACCAGGACCGCCACGGGCUCAAGCAAAUCCAGAGGACCGAGUCAAGGUCAGAAAGCCACAGUGGUCUUCAGCCAGCCCGUCCAACCUGUCAGCCCAGCAACAUCUCACAAAAAUCAAGACAACACAGACGAAGAGGUUUUCAUCAAGCAUCCCUCCGCUCCUCAGCCUGCCGCCGUGGCCACCGGCCAGGCUCAGAGUUCGACCUCCAGGUCUCUGCUUCCCAAAGUGAGUCAGUCGGCCCUCCGGGCUCCGGGCUUCAGCUCCAGCCGCCUCCCCGCAGGCCGCCUGGCAGCCUUCGGCUUCGUGAGGAGCUCCAGCGUCUCGUCCGUCUCCUCGGCUCAUUCCGCCGACAGCUCGCAGAGCGAUCCGUGCAGGACAGCUCACCGCCUGAGUGUGAGUGAAGAGCCUCCUCUUCACAGAGUGACCACCAGCACCGCGCCGGCAGAUCACCAGAGAGUGGCACCAUGUCGCAGCAGCAGCCUGCAGCCGCCGUCCACCCCGGCCCUGCCCCGGCGCUACCUGCCGCCCCAGCCGAGGAGCUCCCCCGGAGUCGGCAGAAAGGAGUUUCAGAAGAGUUCAGAGGUCACACGUUCCCUCCCAUCCUCACCGAAGAGGCUGGCAGUCGUUCCUCCUAAACCUCAGUCCCCGGUCCAGUCUGGACAGCGGCCGGCAGCAGCGGUGCGGGGGUCGGUUCCCUCGGGCUCGCCUCGCCGGGUGGCCCCUCUGAGGAUGCAGCAAGAACAACAGGAGAACCUGCAAAGAGAGAAAGAGGAGGCCCAGGAGAAAGAGAGAGAGAGGCAAGCAGAGGAGAGGGAGAAGCAGGAGCAAAAGGAGGAGGUUCAGCGGCUUCAGGGACGCUGCGAACAGCAGGAGAGGCAGCUAAAAGCUCUGAGGGAUGAACUGAGGAAGACUUCCCUCGGCCUGGAAGCUUUCAUCAUCACCACUCAGCAUUACUGCCUUAAGAAUAAAACUACAGAGGAAAAUCAAAGAAAACUGACCUUGGAAAUACAAAAGAUACAAGAAGAGAUGGCAUCAAACUCGGUUCAUUGGGAGAGGCUCCAGCGGGAAAAAACCGCCCUGGAGAUGGCGUUUGAGCGGGAACUGCAGGAGCUGCAGCUGCAGCAGGAGGCCGAGCUGGCCGCCGUGGAGGAAGGCCUCAGGAAGUGCCACUCGGCCGAGACAGAGCACCUCAAGGCGGAGCAUCGCUCGGAGAUGGAGGAGAUCAGAGCACAGCAGCAGGAGCAGAUUGAAGAGAUGACAGUCAGCCAUCGGGCGGCCAUUCAGGAGCUCAGAGACAUGCAUAACAUCACCAUGGCAACGCUGCAUGAGGAGCACGCCCGCACCAUGAGAGAUUUAAGAAAGGCUCAUGAACAGCAGAAGAUUCUUCUCGAGGAGGAUUUUGACAAACUCAGACUUUCUCUACAGGACCAAGUGGACACUCUCACGUUUCAAAAUCAAAGUCUGAGAGACAAAGCUAAACGCUUUGAGGAGGCUUUGAGGAGGAGCACAGAUGAACAGAUAGUUGAUGCUUUAGCCCCAUACCAACACAUUGAGGAAGACCUGAAGAGCUUAAAAGAAGUUGUUGAAAUGAAGAACCAGCAAAUCCAUCAGCAGGAGAAGAAGAUCUCCGACCUGGAGAAAGUGCAGGCCCAAAAGAACGUGUUCCUCGAGGAGAAAGUCCAGGUUCUGCAGCAGCAGAAUGAAGACAUGAAAGCGCGUAUUGAAAUGAACUUAGCUUUGUCCAGGCAACUGUCAGAGGAGAACGCAAACCUGCAGGAGUCCGUGGAGAAAGAGAGCACCGAGAAGAAACGCCUGAGUCGGAACAACGAGGAGCUGCUGUGGCGCCUCCAGACCAGCCCUCUCAUGUCCCCCGCCUCCUCGCCGCUGCACCGCUCCUUCUCCACCUCCCCCGUCCCCUCCUCCCCCUUGUUCUCCCCCUCACCUGCGGCGGGGUGCGACUCCCCCACUCACUGCCACGGCUGCCCCCAGCAGGGCCAGUACUCCUCUCCCUCCCACAGGGUCGCCGCCAAUCAGAAUCUCUCCCCCGGACCGGCCACGCCGACGCACCGGGCGGCGGCCAACCAGAAUUACUCCCCCGGCCCGGGCACGCCCUCACACAGAAGUCGCUGUAAUUCCAACACCUGCGUCAGCCCGUUGCACAGAUAAACUCUCCCUCUGUCACUUUCCUCUUUCAU